This is a messenger RNA of Lachancea meyersii CBS 8951, 786 nucleotides long. NCBI's taxonomy places the organism in Eukaryota, Fungi, Ascomycota, Saccharomycetes, Saccharomycetales, Saccharomycetaceae. The record is from the annotation of a GenBank genome assembly.
AUGAAAUCUGCCAAACCUAGCUUCAAAGUAGCCCUCACUAAUGACAAGAAGAAAGUAUGCAAACCUAAUAGACGGUUUCCAGCGAAAAACAGACCAAGUAAAAAAAAGGUAUGCUUUGAACAAAACUUUGGAGUGAAUCUUUACAUGACAUACACAAGGCCUGAAGUUAUUCCAAGAACUCCUCAAAUAAUUCUGAAUUUGGGUUCGUUAACACACAGCUCGAACAUACAAAUCAACAAAGCUAAAUCUAAGAUUCAAUCCUCUGGACUUGAUACUCCCAUAGAAAAAGAACUUGCCAAUGACACAAUAUUUAAAUAUGACAAAGAGAAGUCUCCGAAGAAAAGGCUAAACCCAUUCAUAGGCUUCCGCAGUUAUUAUGCCAGUUAUGUCAAGGGUAAGAUUAAGCAGCAAGACCUGUCAGUUCUUUUAUCAAAUUACUGGACAUCGAAUGGUCAGAUCCAUAAAACAUGGGAGUUCUUUACUCAACACUAUAACAAGAAUAAGACUGACAUGUGUUUUGUCGACUGGCUUGAAAAAAAUUACAAUUGCGAACACACGGAAAAGCCUGCUCACAAGCAGAGAGAUGAGGAGCCAUAUAUCGAAGACAUCUUUUCUAACACUGAAGAAUUGCUGAAAAGAUAUACGUCAAAAGAAUUAAUCGAUAUGACCAGACUACAAACUGAACACCAAGAUUUCUUCAAUAACUUCUUCCCUUUCGAAGACCAGCAUAAUUCAAAUGGUUACAUCAGUAGCUUAAUAGAGAGUGAUGACCUUGUGUACAUAUGA